GGUUCUCCUGUCUCCUCUUUUAAUCUGAUAAACCAUUUUGCUUAUCAACCAUUUAAUUUGGUACUCAUAGUGCAAGUAAAGAAAAGUCUGAUAAACCAGGAUCAUCAGCCACGUGCAAGUAAAUAUAAGUCUGUUGCAUUUGGUACUCAUAGUUCUCUAACAUGUAGUGCUAAGGAUUUUCCUUUAAAUUCCAUAACUUUUGAUAGCUAUUUCUGUUCUCCAGCUGCAGAGUCAUGCUUUCAUAAUAGAUAAUUAACUGAGAAUGUAUCAAGAUGUACACAUAGGUCAUUUGGCCCUAUGUGAGGUUAUAUGCACAUCGGGGAUGCAGUGCGCAAUUAUUUCAAUAGAAGCAUUAUUUUAUGGUCGCAUAUUGCUACCAUCUGAAAAGUUGUACAAUGCAUCUUCAGAGCAUUAGCUUAGAUCGAUUUUGGUUGUUUUAUUCUUUACUCAGUAACAUUUUUGCAAAAUUGGUAAAUUGCAGUAAUAAUUUAACAAAGGAGUUGUUCUGAAUGGUCUCUUUGCCGUUUUUAAAAUAUUUCUGUAAUAUCAUUUGUUUCAAUAUUGGCACCUGGAAGGCAAGGGAAACACAUACCCCUUCUCACAAUUUAUCAGAGGUGUUCAAGCUUCCUGCAGGACCCUAUUUAACAUUAAGAAGGUCAUAAUUUGGUAAUACCUAGCAAACAGGUGUGAUUUUAGGGUCCAUGUCAAUAGUAUAAAUUAUCAUUGAACAGAUAAUCAAAAGGAGGAGAAGAACAGGAAGAGGCAUGAGGAGAAUCGUGAAAGAAUUGUGACAGAUGAGCAAAGGGAGGAGAGGAACAGGAAGCGGCGUGAGGAGUAUCGUGAAAGAAUUAUGACAGACCAGCAAAGGGCAGAGCAGAACAGGAAGCGGCGUGAGGCAUAUAAGAAGGAGAAGAGUCAUGCAGUAAACAAGGAAAAUGAUCCAGUGGGUGGAGUCAUGGCUCAGCAUUCAAUGGGUAAGGGAUCCUAUGUUAUUUCCUCGAGUUUUUAUGCAAUUAUAGCAUGGCAAAAAACCCAAAUGUCCGUGACUGCAGGUUCGGAUUUCCUUAAAGGAAAAAGUGAAAAAAAAUUGAGACCCUUGAACUCUGUUGAUACAAAUAUUGAAGUAAAUAAAAUGAAGCAUAACAAUGAAAAUGAUCCAGUGGGUGGAGUCGUGGCUGAACAUUCAAAUAUACAGUGGGUGAAGUCGGUAGAUUCAAAAGUUGAAGUAAACAAAAAGGGAUGUGAAGGUUAUCGGAAAAAGGAUGAUGAAACAGAUAGGAUUGCAAUUUCUGCAGAACAGUGUGAAAGUGCAUCCAUAAUUAUACAACUGUAUUCAUUUUGUUAGUGGUCUAAUUAAACUGCAUAAUAUUUAUUAUAUUCUCUUUAUUUCAUGCGGUGCUAAGAACCCAUCGCACCCAUCA
Panicum virgatum (switchgrass) is the source of this 1421-nucleotide messenger RNA. RefSeq lists its product as uncharacterized. NCBI's taxonomy places the organism in Eukaryota, Viridiplantae, Streptophyta, Magnoliopsida, Poales, Poaceae. The record is from RefSeq and is a predicted model, not a curated record. The transcript has 3 exons. The coding region runs from base 851 to 1345 and encodes 164 amino acids.